Molecule: messenger RNA, 3461 nt
Organism: Strongylocentrotus purpuratus (purple sea urchin)
Lineage: Eukaryota; Metazoa; Echinodermata; Echinoidea; Camarodonta; Strongylocentrotidae
Gene: kat7
Product: histone acetyltransferase KAT7
Exons: 11
Coding region: 155-2026 (623 amino acids)
Biological process (GO): regulation of DNA-templated transcription
Cellular component (GO): nucleus
Molecular function (GO): histone acetyltransferase activity; zinc ion binding
Source: RefSeq, a predicted model, not a curated record
AUUGGCAAUCUCGAAUUCAUUCAUUCGACGGAUUUACGCUUUCCGUAGCGAAACCACACGAAAUCCAAGCGAAAUUACUGGAAAUACCUGGAAUUUCGAAGGAAAAUAGUGAAAGGGUUCAUUUGGUAUUCAUUCCUUCUAAACGUUGAUUGAAAUGGGAAGGCGAAAGAAGGAAGACAGUGACUCUUCAGAGCGAUGGGAGUCUGAUUCAUCCGUCGAUGUUGAAGAAGUCUCAACAUCCGAUGAAGACCAAGGUAAUCGAAGGAUCACUCGUCAGUCCACCCGCAUCGUUACCAGGGCAACAAACCAAGUCAUGAGGAUGCGAGGCCAAUCCCCCAUGAAGACUGGCAAGGGAGUGGACAGGAAGACUUCCGAUAGCUCCGACAGUGAACCUACCGUACCCCCCACCGAUACCGCCGCGGAGAAGACCAACAACAAGAAAGGCCGCAAGAGGGGGAAGUCAGAGACCCACCACUCUGAUACGGAGUCAGGUGCAUCGCUUAAUGGAGGAGGCCCAAAGAAGAAGAUACAGAAGAAAAGUACAGGUAAAGGUGAUGCUAAACUGACCAAUGGAGAGCUUUCAAGCGACAAAGAGAGCGGAGACGGAGACAAGAAGAGAAGGAGCAGAAUUAUAGCAGAACAGCAGCUUUUGAAGUCAGAGAAUGUAGAAUUGAGGUGUCCCGUUCCUGGUUGCGAUUCAAGAGGUCAUUUUACCGGGAAGUUCACCAAGCAUCGUACCUUAUGGGGUUGUCCCCUCUACCAUAACAUGACGGCCGAGGAGUGCCAGGCCAAAGCAGACGCGAGGGCAGAGAAGAGACGCAAUCGGCACCAGGAGCAAGAGAACGAUGAGAAGAAGGCCUUGCGGCAAACGAACUCAUCUCGUGCCCAACAGCAAAAACGCUACCAGGUGCAGGAGCUUCGGAGGCAGCGCAAGGAGCUCACCGAGGACGUCAAGGUCAAGAGUCGGCAGCACCGGGAGGAGUUCCACAAGUCCCGGGAGCCCCUCCUCAACGGGAUCACGUCGCAGUUUGACCUGGAUCUGUUCCGCGAGGCCCAGAUGCGGGCCUCAGAGGAGAUGGUGCGUGUCCAUGCGCAGAGCUUACCGAAACACGACUCUCCGCUCACAGCAAAUAGGGAGAAGUGCGGCUUGGGGAAUCCCGGCGAGGGCACGGUCAAGAAGCUGGAGUUUGGCCGCUUCGAGCUCAACACCUGGUACUCAUCCCCUUACCCCGAGGAGUACGCAAGGCUUCCCAAGCUCUACAUCUGCGAGUUCUGCCUCAAGUACAUGCGCAGCUCCACCAUCCUCAGGCGACAUCUUGCCAAGUGCAUCUGGAGGCAUCCCCCGGGCGACGAGAUCUACAGGAAGGGCAUCAACUCCGUCUUUGAGGUGGACGGCAAGAAAAAUAAGAUCUACUGUCAGAAUCUAUGUCUUCUUGCCAAGCUGUUUUUGGACCACAAGACGCUUUACUACGAUGUAGAACCAUUCCUCUUCUACAUCAUGACUGAGAACGAUUCAUCUGGUUGUCACAUUCUUGGCUACUUCUCAAAGCCCCAUUAUUACGUCCUGCAGGAGAAGAACUCAUUUCUGAACUACAAUGUUUCCUGUAUACUCACCUUGCCUCAGUACAUGAGGCAGGGAUAUGGCAAGAUGCUUAUCGAUUUCAGCUAUCUACUGUCUAAGAGAGAGGAGAAGAUUGGUUCCCCAGAGAAGCCUCUCUCCGAUCUUGGUCUGAUCAGCUACAGAAGCUACUGGAAAGGUGUGCUACUUAAAUAUCUACAUAAGCUGGAUGCUAAGGAAAUAUCCAUCAAAGACAUCAGCCAAGAGACGGCGAUUAACCCUUAUGACAUCGUCAGCACGCUACAGUCCAUGUCCAUGCUCAAAUACUGGAAGGGCAAACACCUGGUGCUCAAGCGACAGGACCUCAUCGAUGAGUACCUGUCCAAGGAGAAGGAGAGGACCAACGGUCUCAAGCUGAUUGACCUCAACAGCUUGAAGUGGACACCGCCCAUAUGUGAACCGGUAUAGGGCCAUUCCAUGUUAGGGCGGACAGACAUUUGAGAGUAGGGUCUGGCCUAUGAGUCGUAUGUGAACUGGUAUGAUGCAAUUCCAUGUAUUUAAAGAAAGAGGGACAUUUUCAGAGCAGUUUCUAAACAUCUUUUCAUAUGUGAACUGGUAUAGAGCCAUUACGUUAGGACAGACAGACAAUUUGAGAGUAGUGUCUGGCCCUACAAGUCAUAUGUGAACUGGUAUACAGCAAUUCCAUUUAAAGAAAGAGGGACAUUUUAAGAGCAGUGUCUAAACAUCUUUUCAUAUGUGAACUGGUAUAGGGUGAUUCCAUGUAAAGAAAAAGGGACAUUUUAAGAGCAGUGUCUAAACAUCUUCUCUUAUGUGAACUGGUAUAGGGUGAUUCCACGUUAGGGCAGACGGACAAUUUGAGAGUAUUGUCUAGCCUUAUCAGUCAUAUGUGAACUGGUAUGAAGUAAUUCCAUGUAAAGAAAGAGGACAUUUUAAGAGCAGUGUCUAAACAUCUUUUCAUAUGUGAACCGGUAUACAGCAAUUCCAUGUAAAGAAAGAGGACAUUUUAAGAGCAGUUUCUAAACAUCUUUUCAUAUGUGAACUGGUAUACAGCAAUUCCAUGUAAAGAAAGAGGACAUUUUAAGAGCAGUGUCUAAACAUCUUUUCAUAUGUGAACCGGUAUAAAGCCAUUCCACGUUAGGACAGAUAGACAAUUUGAGAGUAGGGUCUGGCCUAGAAGUCGUAUGUGAACUGGUAUAUAGCAAUUUCGUGCAAAGAAAGAGGGACAUUUCAAGAGCAGUGACUUAACAACAGUUCAUUUGUGAAGUGGUAUACGGUGAUUGCCUAGCCUGCAAAAGGACAUUUUAAGAGUAGGCUUUAAGUACAAGGAACUGGUACAAGGCAAUUCCAGAAUGGUAAAAUACAAUAUUUUGAGAGCAGUUUCUAAACAUCAUUUCAUAUGCAAACUGGUAUAGGACGAUUUCAUACUUUUUAAUACAGGACAGUUAGAGAGCAGUUCCUCAACAGCAAUUCAUAUGUGAACUGGUAUAGAGCGAUUCCACACAUGGAAAAGGGGACUUUUGGAGAGUAGACUGUAGCCUUCAAAGCCAUAUGUGAACAGAUGUACAAGUUUAAAGUUGAGAAUGUUUUCCAACAAUGAUGUUUGUGAAUGUAAAAUGAAGUUCCACGUAUACGAUGUUCUUGUAAUGGUUUUCUCACAAGACUCGAAUAGCGGUUACUAUUUCAGAUUUUGUAUUUUGGAAAAGAGAAAUGGACCUUUGUAUCUUGCAAUGGACCUCCAAAUGGUCCCCAACAAUAUGUGAACAGCUCUAGAACUGUGUAAGGUUGAGAAUGAGUUGAGUUGAGUUUUCCAAUAAAACCUUUUGUUAAUGGAUGUGAAAUUAAGUUCCAAUGGGAGCAUGUUUUGGGGUAAUCUAUCGUAGAC